This is a messenger RNA of Fusarium odoratissimum NRRL 54006, 1836 nucleotides long. RefSeq lists its product as uncharacterized. Gene Ontology annotation, cellular component: nucleus. The record is from RefSeq and is a predicted model, not a curated record. Gene Ontology annotation, biological process: positive regulation of transcription by RNA polymerase II. Lineage: Eukaryota; Fungi; Ascomycota; Sordariomycetes; Hypocreales; Nectriaceae. The coding region runs from base 1 to 1836 and encodes 611 amino acids. The transcript has 2 exons. Gene Ontology annotation, molecular function: DNA-binding transcription factor activity; transcription cis-regulatory region binding.
AUGCCCCGACGCGGUGGCCCGAGUGAGACAUUACAACAGCAAAAGAAGUCACCAGAGCCUCUGAACGACAACCCAUCUACCAUUACUUUGAAUCCGCUGACGGCUGAUGAAUACACCCGUGAGGAAGUUGUGGAGGUUGGUCCAAUGACGGACGGUGAAAUGGCUCUUUGGCCACAGUCAGAGGAUAUCAGCCUAACAGAUCUUAUGGACUUCGAUUCGACGAAUUUUGGUGGAGGCUUUGGUGAUAGUCUUCAUUCGAUUACUAUUGAGACCCCGAACUUCGACCUUUCCACUUCAGACUGGCUGCCGGAUUUCUGCUUUCACAUGUCGUCCCAACGGACCUCUUGGCUAGACCCUGGUCUAUCUGGUCAGAUUCAACCACCAGGGAUCAACUCAGACUCCUCUAUGCGGCUUCUGAAAUGUUGGUUCGACGAAGUAUGUCCGGCAUGGUCCGGCUUCGACUCCAAGUCCAACAUGAAUCGAAAGAUGGCCGAGGAUCUUUGGCAAAGCUCACCCCCCGUCUUCAUUGCUCUCCAAAGCAUGUCAGCCAGCUUCCUUUCGGCACGGUUACCACAAAUGAGGAACUCUGCUAUGAGCCUGCUCAAAACGGCAACCCUGAGUGUUCAAGCAGAGAUACAGGAGCUCAAUGAGAAGAACGCCCUCGAUGCGAUGCCCGCCGGUAUCAUGUUCUCGCUACUCUGCCUUGGGACCACAAUUUGUUGGCUAGAUACUCGUCGGGUGGGUUGGCCGUUUUUGCAAGAAGCGAAGACACUGCUUCGGUGGAGCUCACAGCAACAGUUCGCUACUGAUGCUGACAAGUUGGAUUUCUUCAACAAAAGUCUCGUCUACUGGGAUAUGUUGAUAUCUUUCAUAUAUGACCCAGAACCAGGGACGGAUAUUCACCAAACCAGCGCAAUCGCAUAUACCUUCCAGACAUCUGGGUCCUUGAGUACUUACAGCCAGUCUUCUUACGACGCGGAGCCUCAUCCAUGGACAGGCGUCUCACUCCUAAGCUCGACCCUGUUCAUGGGGUCAAUUCGCCUUUGUCGGGUUUCUCGACGUCGCGCCGCUGAAUUAUCCAGGGGGGCAUCGGGCUCACCUCUCACGGUACCAGAGAUAGAGCAGGCAAAGGAGCUGGAGGUAGAGUUGCUACAACUGCAGCUAUCUCCAAGGCCAUCACUCAACGAUACCGGUGACAAGCGCACACCGAGUAAUCAUCUUUUAUAUGUGGCUGAAGCUUAUCAACUUGCCUCCCUGCUCCAGCUCUACAUACAGUUUCCUGCCUUAUUGGCACCCCAUUCUCAACUGGUGCCGCGAGACCCCAGUGAAGUAGAAACAACAAUGCUAUGGCACAAGCGCAUCGUACCCCUCACCCUUCGGCUCAUAGAAGUGCUUGAGCGAACCCCCUCCGAGUCCGGCAGCUGCGCUAUCCAGCCGCUUUUGUAUGUCUGCGCUGCCACGGGGCUUCGAUACACACCUACCUCACCCCCUGGAACAGAGUCAAACUCCAUCAGUGGCGGCAGUCAGGCCAAGCCAAGACCAAUGGAGAGCAUUCUUGACUACCUGGAACUUCUAAAAGACCCACUCGAACAUUCCAAGGAGGAUAUCGACCCUUUAUCCGUCUCACAGAUGGCCGUUGAUGUGAGUAAAGGGCGAGCCUUUAUUUUGCGACGUCUGAGUGUCUUUAAAGAAUGCUUGCACCCCGGUCCUAUCGGAGUCGCCGAGAAGUUUGCGAAAGAACUGUGGGCUGCCUACGAUGAAGCGCCCAGGUGGAGCAUGGAUGUUUGUUGGAUCAGCCUUAUGGACAAGAAGGACCUCCGAACGAUGUUCGGAUAA